This is a messenger RNA of Diabrotica balteata, 842 nucleotides long. The record is from the annotation of a GenBank genome assembly. NCBI's taxonomy places the organism in Eukaryota, Metazoa, Arthropoda, Insecta, Coleoptera, Chrysomelidae.
UUUAAAUCCUAACCUACAACCAACCUAACCAGACUUAUUUUGAAUAAAUAAACUUUAUGAAAUACUUAAAAUAUGAGUAAAAGAGACAGGGAAUUACUUUCGAAAGGUGGUCUUCGUUUGGACGGCAGAAGACCAAACGAGCUUAGAAGAAUCCGUUGUAAAUUAGGCGUUUUUUCAGCACCAGAUGGAAGUGCAUACAUUGAACAGGGUUUAACAAAAGUUCUAGCUGCUGUAUAUGGACCCCAUGAUGUUAAAGGAGGCCGAUCAAAAGCAUUGCAUGAUAGUGCUGUAAUAAAUUGUCAAUUUAGCAUGGCAGUAUUUUCAACAACAGAUCGUAAAAAGAGACCCAGAGGAGAUAGAAAAUCUACUGAAUUAUCAAUGCAUCUACAACAAGCCCUAGAAGCUGCAAUCAAAAGUGAACUAUAUCCUUUUUGUCAAAUAGAUAUUUAUGUAGAAGUUCUACAUGCUGAUGGAGGAAUAUAUCCAGCUUGUGUAAAUGCAGCUACACUUGCCCUUAUAGAUGCAGGGAUACCAUUGAAAGAAUAUGUAUGUGCAUGUACAGCUAGUCUAGCGAACAAUGAUGUUCCAAUGGUAGAUAUUUCUCACCAUGAAGAAAUAAUGGGGGGUCCAACACUAACAGUAGCAGCUUUACCUAUGUCAGGGAAAAUUGUUCUCAUGGAAAUGUCACAAAGAUUUCAUCUAGAUCAUCUAGAAAAAGUUUUAAAUAAAGCUUUACAGGGAUGUAAAGAUAUCAAACAAAUUUUGGAUGCUGCUGUUAGGUUACAUGUUAGAGAGAUUGGAAGCUCUACAGGAUGGGCAAGCACUUCAAUUAGUUAAUGUAA